Molecule: messenger RNA, 1687 nt
Organism: Salvia miltiorrhiza (redroot sage)
Lineage: Eukaryota; Viridiplantae; Streptophyta; Magnoliopsida; Lamiales; Lamiaceae
Exons: 6
Coding region: 866-1567 (233 amino acids)
Biological process (GO): DNA recombination; DNA replication; DNA repair
Cellular component (GO): nucleus
Molecular function (GO): DNA binding
Source: RefSeq, a predicted model, not a curated record
GUUUGAGAAAUGUGCCGAUCUUCUAUGCAUUUUCUACCUUUGGUUUAUUAAAUAAAGUUUCUAUUAUUUAUAUUGGUUAAAGUUCGUAAACUUUCUAAUAUAGAAUAACAAUGUUGGUUUAUAUUGUUGAUGUGCCGAUCUUCUAAAUUAAUUUGGAUUUAUUGCACGUGUUGUUACAGUUUCAUUAUAUUGAAAAACUUUAAUGAUGGGGAUGUGGUCACUCUUCAACGAGCUUCACCCUUUGUCAAUGACACCUACAGUUAAAGCGAGACUUAUAAGAUCUUAUGGCAUGCCUUCAACCAAAAAUGACGAGUUAAAUAGUUUUGAAUGCAUAUUCCAUGAUAUAGAGGGAACUAGGUAUCAUUUCACGGCAUCAAAAUUUAUAAUAUCUAAGUUCAUCUCUAAAUUUGAAGAAGGAGGGCUUUAUGCUAUACGGAACUUCGGUGUUACACAUAAUCAAUCAAAGUUUAGAGUUACGUCACAUAAGUACAAAGCAACUUUUUAUGGAAACACACAAGUUAGAGUUGAAACUAAUACAAUGUUUCCUAAUAUCAUUUAUGCAUUCACGACCUUUUUAUAUACGCUACAAACUCUUAGUUAUGACGUAUGUGGCUCGUGCAGAUAUUAUAGGCAAAGUCGCCUCGAAGCCUAAUCCAACAAAACAGAUAACUCGAGAUGGUAAAGAAAAAAAAACAUUGGAUCUUACUCUUAUUGAUAUCGAGUGAGUAUUUAUGUAUAUAUAUUUUGGUCAUUCUUUCUUUAUUAUUAAAACUUAACUUUUGUUGUUCUUGCAAUAUUGUAUAAUAUUUAUUAAAGGGGAAAGACAAUAUCUUGCACACUGUGGGAUAAUUAUGUUGAUAUAUUCAUGAAUCAAUAUGAAGAACGCCAAAUGGAUGUCAACGUUAUUGUAUUACAAUUUUGCAGCCUAAGUAUGUUUCGAGGUACUGUAAAAGUGCAAAGUAGAUAUCAAGUUACUAAAAUUUUGUUGAAUGAAGAUAUACCUGACAUACAUGAAUUCAAGCAGAGACUUAUUCAUUCUGGCUUAAGCACUAUGGUUAUUUCAAACACUUCACAAUCAAUAAGCUCAACUGUUAUUGAUGAGCUUGAAGAUGGAGUCACCGUGACAACCAUAAAAGAGCUUUGUGAGAAUUCAGAGGGUGGAAGCUUUUGGAUAUGUGGUACUGUAGUUAAUAUUGACAAAGAACGGGGGUGGUUUUAUUUAUCUUGCAAAAAGUGCUACAGACAAGUGGAGAAAGUAGAAAAACAAUUCUACUGCAAGUAUUGCAACAGUUUUAACGAGUCAGCAGAAAUGAAGUAUAAAUUGAUAAUAAAUAUCGUAGACGACUCUGGCAGUUCGCCUAUUAUAUUAUGGGAUAAGGAGAUUAAGCAAGUGAUAGGAAAAUCAGCCGCAGAAGUUAACGUUGAAGGAGCAGAGGAGUUUGUUGUUCCAAAAGAGAUUCAAGAUGUCCUACUUCAAGAGAAAUUUAUGUUCAAGAUUAAGGUUCCUUUUGGAGAAGGUUGGGCAUUUAAUAGAGCGUAUAAUGUAUUAUGUGAUAGUAUAAAUUGAUAAUAAACGUUGUAGACGACUCUAGCAAGUUUUUAGUAUUUUUUGGACGAUAUUAAUUUGUUUUACAUGAUGUUUUUAUAUAUCAUAUUAAUAAUUUUUUAGUGGAUAAUUUCUAUAAUU